AUUACUAAACAAUCAUUCAUAGAUGAAUAAUAUUUAGUGACUUGAAAGUUGAGUUAUUCGUUAAAAAAGAGCACAAUCUUACCAGUGUACUACACAGUCAACUCUAAGUUAAUUUAGUUUGACUCCCAAGAGAAAGUCAAGUAAACAGCAAUAUGAAAACCAAGUACAAUUGAUGAUACAGAACAUUAAUUCAAAUAACAAGAAAUUAAUUACCAACAAAGAAAAACAUUAAUUAUUAUUAUUUUUUCUUUCAAAAAUAGAACAUAAACAUAAUUCAUAAUCAGCUAAUGAAUUACACAUUCAUCAGUAUUUUUCCAUCAUUCACAACAAGUAUAAUAGCAUUAUUAGCAACAACUAUAUCAACUGCUACACUUGGUGGUAAUAUUAUAGUAUUAAUUGCAUUUUUUAUUGAACGUUCAUUACGUAUACCAAGUAAUUAUUUUAUAGCAUCAUUAGCUAUGACUGAUGUAUUAAUUGGUUUAUUUUCUAUGAAUUUAUUUAUUACAUAUCAAUUACUUGGUUAUUGGCCAUUAGGUUAUUUAAUUUGUGAUUUAUGGUUAUCAUUAGAUUUUUCAGCAUGUCUUACAAGUCAAUAUACUGUAUUUUUAAUUACAUUAGAUCGAUUUUGUUUAGUGAAAAUACCAGCAAAAUAUCGUAAUUGGAGAACAUAUAAUAAGGUACGAAUAAUGAUUUGUAUAAGUUGGAUAUUUCCAGCAACAUUAUUCACAUUACUUAUAUUUGGUUGGUCAUAUAUAACUGGUGAAACACAACGUGAUAUCACUAAAUGUGAUGUAUCAUUUACAUAUUAUCCAAUAUUUAAUACAACAUUAACUAUAGGCUAUUUUUGGAUUACAUUAAUUAUUAUGUGUAGUUUAUAUGUUGGUAUUUAUAAAGUAGCACGUAGAUUACAAAAAAAAUCAUUAGAAAGUAAUAAACGUUUAGUACAAUUUUUAACAAAAAUUGAUCAAGAUUCAAUACAUUCACAAAGUAAUCAAAAUUCAUUAGAUGAUAAUAAUAAUAAUGAUAAUGAUAAUAAUAAUGAUAAUAAUGAUCGGAAACAUUCCAAAUCAAAAAUUAUUAAAGAAAAUAUGAAACGGUAUCGUGAUCGAACAAAUAAACAUUUUUAUUAUGAAUCUAAAUCAAAUCAUAAUCAAUCAUUUGAUGAUGUCAUAGAUUGUAAUUUGACAUUCAAUGAAAAAUGUAAAUAUGAUCCAAUUCAACAAAAUUUAUUAACAACGGUUAAUAAUAAUCAACAUAACUCAUUCAAAGAAUCAUCUUUCAUAGAAAUUAAUUCAAAAUGUAAUUAUCCUAUAAGCAAUAAUAAUACAAAUAAAUCUCAUUUUGAAUAUGGAAGUGAAACUAGUGGUUGUUCAACAUUUUAUCCAACAAAUAAUAAUAGUACUGAAAGUAAAACACAAUUAUCAUCAAUCAUUGAAAGAUCACAGUUACUUCCAACGAUAGAUAUAACAAAAAAAUAUGAAGAUAUAAAAUAUAAAAUUUCUAAAAAUGAAUCAUUAUCAUCUAUAUCUGAUGAAUAUUUAACAUUAUCAUCUGUAAAUGUUUAUAUACCAUCACCAAAAGUUCCUAUCUCAUCACCAAUUCAAAGUAAUCAAUCAAUAUCUUCAAAAUAUAUAGAAUCAGAUAAUAGUUCCCCGGUAUGGAUUAAAAAAGAUGCUUAUUAUGAUUCUGGUUUAAAUUUAUAUGUAUAUGAUAUAUGUCCACAAUUAAUGAAAUGUCAAACAUUUAUUCAUGAUGGAAAUAUGUGUCAACAUAGUAUUUAUUUAUCAGAUUCAACCUCAUGGAAUCAAUGUAUUCAAUCAUGUUGUCUGUUAGAAAAAUGUGAAUAUUCAGAUUAUACAACAUCAAGUGAUGAUCCCAGUUCAACAUUAUAUAAUCAAUCAAUAAUUAAUGAUCAUUGGUGUUUACGUUUUAUGGAUAAAUGGAAUAAAUCUAAACGGAAUCGAACUAUUAAAUCACCUUGUUUAUUCAAUCAAAUAAAACAUAAUUCAUUAUUAUGGUAUAAAUCUAAUGAUAAAUCAUAUUUAACUGAAUAUCAACUUAAUUCUAAUGUUAAUCCUAAUCAAGAAAUAUGCCCAUUUUGUCAAAUAUAUAAAGAUAAUAAUAAUAAUAAUAAUAAUAAUAAGUUUAUUCAACAAGAUAAAUCAAAACAAAAAUCUGGAUUUCAACUAAUAGUAGAACAGAUCAAAUUCAAAGUUCAAUAUUAUUGUUGUAGUUGUUGUUGUAUUCUAUCAUCCAAACAUGUAAAUAUUCCUUUAAAUAAUAAUCCAAUACAAAUUCAAUCGAAUAGUACAACCAAUAAUAGUAAAACUAUACAUAGUAGUAGUAAUAAUAAUAGUGAUAAUGAUUGUAUAACACAAUAUAAUCAAUUAAAAAUUAAACAUAAUAAAUUAUCAAUUAAAGAUAAAUAUAAACAACAAAUUAAUUCACAACAACAACAACAACAACAAUUACAACAUAGAAAAUCAUCAACAACAACAACAAUAACAACUAAUAAACGACAAACAACUUUUUCAAUAUUUCAAUCAUUAUCUAAUAUUGAUAUGCAAAAUCGUAAACAUGCAUGUAAAGCAUUAAAAACAAUUAGUCUUAUAUUAGGUGCAUUUAUGAUAUGUUGGACACCAUAUCAUAUUAUUGUAUUAAUUAAAGGAUUUUGUGAUGAUAUUAAUACGCAUAAAAGUUGUGUAAAUAUUCAUUUAUAUAAUCUUUCUUAUUGGUUAUGUUAUAUGAAUUCACCAAUUAAUCCAUUUUGUUAUGCAUUAUCAAAUAUUUCAUUUAGGCGAACAUUUUUUCGAAUAUUACGUUGUGAUUUUCAAAAAAGAUAA
Messenger RNA from Schistosoma margrebowiei, 2843 nucleotides. NCBI's taxonomy places the organism in Eukaryota, Metazoa, Platyhelminthes, Trematoda, Strigeidida, Schistosomatidae. The record is from the annotation of a GenBank genome assembly.